Messenger RNA from Misgurnus anguillicaudatus (oriental weatherfish), 5138 nucleotides. It is a transcript of the gene adamts13, whose product is annotated as ADAM metallopeptidase with thrombospondin type 1 motif, 13. The record is from RefSeq and is a predicted model, not a curated record. Gene Ontology annotation, molecular function: metalloendopeptidase activity. Gene Ontology annotation, biological process: extracellular matrix organization; proteolysis. NCBI's taxonomy places the organism in Eukaryota, Metazoa, Chordata, Actinopteri, Cypriniformes, Cobitidae. Gene Ontology annotation, cellular component: extracellular matrix.
AGUUUCUGCGGGGCAUGACCAUGCCUGCUGAUCAAUAACUUUUUUGUUUGGUCUUUCUAAAUAAACGCAGAGACAUUGGUCUACAGGGACAAUUUUAUCAAGAUUCAAAGUUUUUUUUAAGUCAGAUUUGAGACGGCACAGCAGGCUGAUGUCUGUCAGUCCUGGUUUUUAUUUAACUCAUCCAGUACUUCAAGUUUUGGUCAAAUAUGGGAAAUCUUGUAUGGCUUUUUCUAGUUCCAGUUUUUUUAGGAACAACAGCUCUAAUUUCCCAAUCAACUUUGCAACAGGAUUUUUUACAGUCAUUGAAACCUCAAGAUUUAUUUUAUUAUUUUGAUACUAUUUCUCCUAAAUCAGUGCCUCAGUUUGAGCUGGUUUGGGUGAAUUGUUCGAGAAAUGAGUCCUCCAACGGGUUGUGGAGGUGCUCGUUCGAUUCCCAGGAAGAGAGUUUUGAUUUGGGACAACACAGAGGUGAACCACCAGUGUCCUGUCCCACUAAUCUGGAGAUGGUUAUCAAUUCAACGGUCAGUGUGGUGAAGAGAGAAGUUAUGUGCUGUGAGCAGCUGAAGUUACUGAGACCAGCACACACAAGGACUCUUCUCCCGGUCUGCCAUGGGAAAUUGCAAGGUCUGAUACAGUCAGGGGAAAGCAGACUGUAUAUUCGCCCAAUGCUUCAAAAACACGUUGACAGUCUGAAUUUUACCAUGGAUUUACCCUCUGGUAUACCUCACCUGCUGCUAACCCAUAUUUUACCUGUGAAGACACAUCUGAAACAGCCCAAGAGUCAGUUCAGGCUACGCAGAACAGCUCUCGGGUCAGAGGUCACACAUCUGGAACUAGCAGUGGUGGUGGGUCCAGACGUCUAUAGUUUACACAAGCAAGAUACUGAGAGAUACAUCCUCACCAACCUCAACAUUGCCUCCGAGCUUUUGAGAGAUGUUACCCUCGGUGCCAAUAUAAGACUUCACCUUGUCCGUAUGGUUAUUCUUACAGAGCCCGAGCCAGAGAUCCAGAUCUCCGAAAACAUCACAUCUUCUUUACAAAGUGUGUGUGAGUGGGGUCAAAAGGUCAACCCUGAUGCUGACACUGACCCUCUACAUGCAGAUCUACUGCUGUAUAUCACCAGGUUUGAUCUGGUUUCACCCAAUGGGAAUAAGCUUGUAAGAGGUGUAACUCAGUUGGGCGGAGUCUGUUCCACCCAAUGGAAUUGUGUGAUUACAGAAGAUACAGGCUUCGAUCUUGGCAUCACCAUCGCACAUGAGAUUGGCCACAGUUUUGGCAUAAAUCAUGAUGGACUUGACAACACAUGCAGCUCUAGUGGGUUUAUGAUGGCAUCUGAUGGAGGUUAUAACAGUGUAGAUCUCGCCUGGUCGCAGUGUAGCAGAGCUCAACUCCACAACUUCUUCAGUGCAGGUAAAGCAGAAUGUGUGAAGGACGUCCCAGUUCUGGAAGGAUCUGUACAGGAUUGGAGGCCUGGUCUCUUCUAUGGUGUGGAUGAUCAGUGUCGUAUUGCAUUCGGCAGUUCAGCCACUGCUUGCUCUUUCACUGAUGAUGAUAUGGCAACCUGUCGUGUUCUGUCCUGUCAUAUCAACCCACGUGAACGCACUACUUGUACUCGCCUGCUUGUUCCUCUUUUGGAUGGGACAGAAUGUGGGAUCAGCCAGUGGUGUUUAAAGGGUCGGUGUGUGUCUCCUUCAACCUUGGGUUCCUCCAUGGUGGUCCAUGGCUCCUGGUCUUCCUGGUCUGAUUUCUCUCCUUGUUCACGAACAUGUGGAGGAGGCGUCACCCACCGCAAGAGACAGUGUAACAACCCCAGGCCAGCCUUUGGUGGGACUGUUUGUAAAGGUCACGACACAGAAGCUGAACUUUGCAACCGACAGCCAUGUAAGACGACACAGGUGGAGUUUAUGUCACAACAGUGUUCAGCUACAGAUCAGCAGCCUUUAUCAAUGUCUGUAGACUCCACUUCAGUCUACACCUGGAUCCCUGCCAUCGGCUACAGCACAGGCGACUCUCAGUGUAAACUGAUGUGUCGCUCACGAGAACAGGACUUUAUGGUAAGUCGUGGGUCUCAGUUCAUCGAUGGUACUCGAUGUGAAGCUGGUAACUCUGCAUCGCCUGCUUCCAUUACUGCUUGUCUAGGUGGAAAAUGCCAGCCGUUUGGCUGUGAUGGAGUAAUGCAUUCUGGGAAGGUGGAGGAUGUGUGUGGGGUCUGCGGAGGCGAUGGCUCCACCUGCCGAAUUAUCUCAGGCACAUUUUCAGGUGGAGAGGCUAGAGAGUAUAUCACAUUCCUCACCCUUCCUAUGAACGCCUCUCAUGUUCAUGUGAUUAACAGAAAGCCUGUUUUUACACACCUUGCGGUAUUGAUAAAUGAUAAGUAUGUGGUGGCAGGAGAUGGAAACCCAGCUCUGGCGAUCACAUACCCCUCACCUCUUGAGAAAAGUCCCAUACAGUAUCGUCUGGAUCUCACACCCGACCAUCUACCUCAUAAUGAAGAGCUGAUCAUCUCUGGACCAGUCACAGACAAAAUCCACAUACAGGUUUAUUGUAAAUAUGGAAGAGAAUAUGGAGACCUCACCAGCCCAAACAUCUCAUACCAGUACUACUCUUCUGAUACUGUUUCUGUGGCUGCUAAUGGUAGAUGGUCCACUGUCUUAUCUCCCUGCUCAGUUACCUGUGGCACAGGCAUACAGAAAAUCAGUCAAAUCUGUGUAGAUGAGAGCACACAUGAGCAUCUAGAAAAUAAUCUCUGCAGUUCCUCAUCUCCAGCACCGGAUCUACUGCAGCCAUGCUUUCUUCCAGACUGCCCACCCAGCUGGGAGUUAGGUGAGUUUGGACCCUGCAGCGCCCCCUGUGGUGAGGGAGAGCAAGUGCGCACUGUGACUUGUUUUCAAAAGCGGGGUACAAAUAAAAUGGAGCUGCCUGACUCAGAGUGUACACACGAGUCUAAACCCGCAACUACUGAGAGCUGUAACCUCCUACUCUGUCCUGCCAGGUGGCAGGUGGCAGAGCCCGGUGAGUGCUCGGCUGUGUGUGGACCUGGAGAAGCUCGGAGAAAAGUUUUGUGCGUCCGCUCUCAUCGUGGAUCUGAUUUGGAGGUUGAUCAAAGUCUGUGUUUGGAACCCAAACCUUCAGAACACGUUUCUUGCGUGGUGGAUGUGUGUCCGGUCGGAUGGGAUACACAGAGAGAGGUCCAGCUGACCCAGAAGGAUUACCAUGGAGUUAUGCCCCGGUCCAGAAUGGUUCCCGUUUAUGUCUGGAGCCCUGUGAUUGGCCAAUGCUCUAAGACAUGUGGGAAUGGAUUUCAACUGGUUUGGUUUUCCUGUGUGGAUCACCAGUCACGCCUAAAUGUCCCAGAAUUCCUCUGUGAUCGUAAUAAUAAACCAGAGCCUUACAACCAACCCUGUAGUCAGCCACAGUGUCCUGCAGCUAGGUGGGGCUACAUACAGGGUGUAUGCAGUGUGUCUUGUGGAGGUGGUGUAGCGAGAAGAGUAUUGUACUGCUUCCAGGAAGGAGACGGACACAGGGAUGUGUUGGUCGGAAAAUCCGCCUGUCAAUCUGUACCUAGACCUUCAGAGGUAGUGGAGUGUAAUACUGAAGCCUGUCCAGCUAGGUGGCAGGUUGGAGAUCAGGGCGAGUGUUCGGUGUCUUGUGGGAUGGGUGUGGCUGUGAGGAGUGUGCUCUGUGUUCAGUAUGAGGGAGGUGUAGAAAGGGUCGUGGAGGACGACAGGUGCGAGUCCGGAAGGAAGCCACCAAUCGCGGCACCAUGUUACACACAGGCCUGCUCUUUCCAGUGGGACGUGAAUAACUGGACUGAGUGUUCAGUGUCAUGUGGUUAUGGAAUCCAGUCUCGGACUGUGUCCUGCAUGGGUCCAUCCAGCCCUCUUCCUGUUAGUCCUUUUCUUUGCCUCCACUUGCCAAAACCCAUCACCAUCCAGGCCUGCUACAGCUCGGACUGUUCCUCAGUCCAGAGCUCAACACCAGAGCCCAACAUCACCAACAGCGAGCCGUCAGAGACCAUGGAUGGAGAGCGAGCGUGGAAAGCCCCUGAUGUACCCACAACCACACCUGCUCCUUCCCAUAUAACAAAGAAAAAAAGUUUUUUAAGAGUUGUACCUACCGUGCAAGUCAUGGGAAACACCAUGGCCAUACCAACAGAACCAUCACAGACCAGUUUCUGUGGGCAACUCCUCCUUCAAGACUCAGGAACUAUCGAUUUACGCAAUGUCACUCAGAAGAGGUGCAUAUUUGCUAUUGGUCGACCUCUUGAUGAGCUUAUUCAAAUCAAAAUUAUAUCCAGCUCUCUUAACUGCCAGCAGAAGGACAAUAUCGCCAUGUAUGACCGACUUAUACUGAUGCGUCUCUGUGAGAGGACACAUGGUAAAACGGUGAGGUCACGAUCCAAUGUAUUACUGGUGCGUCAAAGCCGUCUGAUGCCUGGCAAUGGAGUCGUAUUAUUUUAUCAAAGUGUAAAGAACAAAAAAAGCCACCAUGGAGAGUGUGAUGUUCAGUUGUUCUCUCCAUCUGGCCUCAUCGAAAACCCCAUCAAGAGUUUGCCCACCUCCCUCUCUAACACCCGGGGCUGCCGUGUGUUUAUUGAUGCUCCUCCUGCUUCCAGGAUCCAAAUUAAAGCACUUUCUGUGUUCAACAAGACAGAUACAAACUCCACAUACAUACUGAUUCGGGAUGUUGAUGCUUUGAAGACGACAGUUUUCAGAGGGACUCAACUCUUCCUGUGGAGCUCUUCCGGAAGCAGGGCUGAAGUGGAAUUCCAUGGGGAAUAUCAGCGAAUCAAGGGAAUGUUCAGGGCGGAGUAUUCACAUAUUAGCGCAUCUGAAGAGGAACCAGUAUAGCUUUGCUUCAAAUUUGUGCGCCUCUAAUAUGUUUGGAGUAUUAAAAAUAGCCUAUUCAUAAUUUAGUCAAUUGGACAACAGAAUCUUUUUAGUCAAUAUGGUUUAUUAAUAAUACCAAAGAUAUAAUGUAAAUUCGUCUGCCUUGUUUAGUCAUAUACUUUUGUUGAAAAAUUUUAACAAGAUACUGUUUAUAUCUAUCUAAGUGCGUAUAUAUAUAUUUAUUGUACUGAUAAAUUAAUCGAAUUGACUGACGAUCUAAAAGCACAAAUAAAUAACUUGAAAAAGCAA